AUGCCGAAGGCUCGGAGGGGAAAAGAGGAAGGAACGGAGGAAAGGAGAGAAGGAGGAACGGAAAGAGGAGGAAAGGAAAGGAAAACCAGAGGAAAGAGGAGAGAACGGAGGAAACAGGAGGAAAGAGGAAAGAGGAGAGAGGAGGAAACGAGGGAAAGAGGAAAGGAACAGAGGAGGAACCUAGAGGAGGGAGGAAAGAGCAGGAAAGAGGAGGAGGAACCUAGGAGGGAAAGAGGAGGAGAGGGAGGAAACAGGAGAGGAGGAAAAGGGAGGAAAGGAGGGAGGAGGAAACGAGGGGAGGAACGGAGGGGAAAGAGGAGAGAGGAACGGAGGAAAGAAAGGAGGAACGGAGGGAGGGAGGAGGGGAAGGAGGAAGAGAGGAGGAAAGGAGGAACACAGAGGAAAGGAAAGAGGGAGGAACGGAGGAAGGAGGAAGAGGAGAGAGAGGGAGGAAGGAAAGAGGGAGGAAAGGAGGGAGGAGGGAGGAACGGAGAGGAAAGAGGGGAAGGAGGGAGGAAACCUAUAGGAGGAAAGAGGAGGAGGAAAGAGGAACCUAGGAGGAAAGAGAGUGGAGGAAGAAAGAGGAAGGAGGAACAGAGGAGGAAAGAGGGAAAGAGCAGAGGAGGAGAGGAAAGGAGGAAAAGAGAGGAGGAGGAAAGGAGGGGAGAAAGAGAGAGGGGAGGAAAGAGGAGGAAGAAAGUGGAGGAGAGGGAAAGAGAAGAGAGGAGGAAACGGAAGAGAAGGAGGAGGAGAGAGAGGGAGGAAAGAGGAAAGAGGAACGAAGAGGAGGAAAGAGGAGGGAAAGAGGAGGAAGGAAAGAGGAGGAGGAAAGGAGGAGUGGAGAGUGGAGGAACCCCAGAGGAGGAAAGAGUGGAGGAGAGGAACGAGAGGGAAAGAGGAAGUCAGAGGAAGGAGGAGGAACCCAGAGGAAGAGGGAAGGAAUGGAGAGGAGGGAGGAGAGGAAUGGAGAGGGGAAAAUGGGAGGGAAGGAGUGGAGGAAUGGAGAGGAAGGAAAGAGGGAGAGGAACAGAGGAGGAAAGGAGGAAUGGAGAGGGAAAGGAAAGAGAGGAAAGGAGGAAAGAGGGAAGGAAUGGAAAGAGGAGGAAUGGAGGGAGGAAAGAGGGGAAAGAAGGAGGGAGGAAAGAGAGGAAUGGAAAGAGUGGAAGAGGGAGGAAAGAGGAAUGGAGGAGGAAACCAGGGGAAAGGAGGAGGGAGGAAAGAGGAAAGGAGGAGGAAAGAGGAAGGAGGGAGGAGUGGAAGGGAGGGAAAGAGUGGAAGGGGAGGAAUGGAGGAGGAAAAGUGGAGGGAGGAAAGAAGGAAAGGAAGGAGGAAAGAGGGAGGAACGGAGGGGAAGAGGAGGAGGAGGAAAGAGGAAUGGAGGAAAAAGAGGGAGGAAUGGAAGGAACAGAGGGAGGAAUGGAAAGGGAGGAAUGGAGGGAGGGGAGGAAAUGGAGGAAAGAGGAGGAGGAAUGGAAAGAGGGAGGAAAGGAGGGAAGAGGGGGGGAGGAAAAGAGGAGAGGGAGGAACGGAGGGGAAAGGAGGGAGGAAGGGAGGAAAGAGAAAGAGGGAGGAAACAGGAAUGGGAAAGAGAGAGGGAGGAAAGGGGAGGAAUGGAAGGGAGGAAUGAGGGAGGAAAGAGAAUAG
Messenger RNA from Haliotis rubra (blacklip abalone), 1644 nucleotides. RefSeq names its product trichohyalin-like. The transcript has 4 exons. The coding region runs from base 1 to 1644 and encodes 547 amino acids. The record is from RefSeq and is a predicted model, not a curated record. Lineage: Eukaryota; Metazoa; Mollusca; Gastropoda; Lepetellida; Haliotidae.